Molecule: messenger RNA, 2687 nt
Organism: Cyanistes caeruleus (blue tit)
Lineage: Eukaryota; Metazoa; Chordata; Aves; Passeriformes; Paridae
Gene: LRRC38
Product: leucine rich repeat containing 38
Cellular component (GO): plasma membrane
Molecular function (GO): protein binding
Source: RefSeq, a predicted model, not a curated record
CCUCCCUCCCCCUCCAGGCUGCUGCUAUCGGAUCUGUGAUGAUAUGUGAUCUCCUGGAUACAAUCAGACACACACACAAGUACCAGGCACUCCUGCUCAGCUGAGCAAAAUGUCUUUCUCCUAGAAGUGGUGCUCAUCACAGCCUUCAGAUCCUUGACGAUGUUGCCAUGCUUUCCUUCCUGCCUCCUGCCUUUUGCUGGCUUUGCCUGCCUGCUUUUCCUGCCUGGGGGUCAUCUUUGCCCUGCUGUCUGUAGCUGCAUGGACUACCACACCAUAGACUGCCGGGAUCAAGGACUCCCGAGUGUUCCUAAUCCCUUUCCAUUGGAUGUACGGAAACUUCUCAUAGCUGAUAACAACAUUCAGGCGAUACCAGCUGACUUCUUUAUAUUUUAUGGAGAUCUAGUCUAUUUGGACUUCAGGAAUAACUCCCUCACCUCUUUAGAAGAGGGCACUUUUAGCAGUUCUACCAAACUGGUGUAUUUAGACUUAAGCUACAAUAAUUUAACACAGCUCGAUGCUGGGAUAUUCAAAUCAGCAGAGAAACUGAUAAAAUUGAGCCUUGGAAACAAUAACCUGGUGGAUGUGGACGAGGCUGCUUUUGAGAACCUGGACCAGCUGCAAGUGUUAGAAUUGAAUGACAAUAACUUACAGAGCCUAAACGUGGCAGCCCUGGAAGCGCUGCCCUCCCUGCGGACCAUCCGCUUGGAGGGCAACCCUUGGGUCUGUGACUGUGACUUUGCCAAUCUUUUCAGCUGGAUCCAGGACAAUGCAUCCAAGCUCCAGAAAGGUCUCCAUGAAAUCCAGUGCUCCCUGCCCGUGGAGAACAGAAGGAUCUUUCUGAACGAGUUAUCUGAGGUCAGCUUUAGUGAAUGCAAAUUCAGUUUGUCAUUGACAGACCUUUUUAUCAUCAUUUUCUCUGGAGUUGCCGUGUCCAUUGCUGCAAUUCUCUCCAGCUUCUUCCUGGCCACGCUGGUGCACUGCUUCCAAAGGUGUGCUCCCAGCAAGGACGACGAUGACGAUGAAGAUGACAGUGAGGACUGAACUUGGUCUAAAUCCUUAAAUUUCCUCGGUUUAUCAAUUUCCAGAUCAUCAGCCAAAGUCUAUGAGGAAAAAAGAAAAAGUAGAGUAAAAGCUUUAAACAUGACUUAAAAUGUGUAAGGAUCCCUUCUAGGUCACAGGUGGGAACGGCAGAGCUGAGACUUGAUUUCCAUGGUCCUUAAUCAAACAUUGCAUUUAAACUUGAAGGUUGAAGGAAAAAGGGGGGGAAAGUAAUAAAGAAAAAAGUUCCAGUGUUUUAAGAGAUGAGUUUCCAGAUUGUCCUGAUGAGAUGCAGAUUCUUAUAAGUGCUUGAAGCUUAUUCUAGAUACACUUUGAAUGGGACUGGGUGAAUGGAGAUGUUUGGUUGAAAUACAGAAGCAAUUCAAAAUAGUAUCCUUCCUAUAUCUAAGUACUGGGAGAUUCUAUUAAAACUCACACAAAAUGCAAUUAAAAUGAUUCCUGGAAUUGCAGAAAGCAUGAGAGGAAGGUUGGCAUUUUCCCCCUACAAAAGUUCUCCACAAACAUUCAUCCUCCAUUUAACGACAGCAAUUGCAGGCACAGCAAAAAAAAAUAAUAUAUAUAUAUUUCUGUAAGUGAAUAUGAUUCUGGGUCUGAGUCAUCCACUGCAGAUGCCUGACACUUCUUUGGUCAUGGCACAAAUACUAAAUAUAACAUCCUUUUGCAUUUUUAGCUGUAGUGAAGUAAAGGAUUUCCCUCCCCGUAAUGCUCGGCACCAGUAACUGUUGCAGCAUCCAGUCCAUUUAGAUAUUUUAAAGCACUAAGGGCUAUAUUCUGCUCCUGGUUAUACUGGAAUAACCCAAAUCAGAUGAACACCAUGCUCCAAAUUGGCAACUGUAUAAACAAAAGUGAAAUCUGGCCCAAUGUAUUUCUUGACUGUAUUAUAGAUUUGUCAAAACUUGAGCUCUUCUAUAUGAUGGUAGAUAUUUUUGUUAAAAUUUAAAAAGAUGUUUAUUACAAGAGAUUUUUGGAAUAGUGCUGGACAGCUUUUUAGGAUAAGUAUAUUUUUAAAAUAUUUGUAAUGGAAAUAUUUUUUUAAAGCUCUGUGUAUUUAAAUGUUAUCUAGAAUAGCUGUGAGGGCUUAAAUAGUAAUAAGCAAGCUAAGGACUGUAUGCUUAUAAAGUAAUUAGAGCUGAUAAAAAGUAGCAUUUGUUUAACUACUGUAAAUGCUGUUAUUUCUUUAAAAAAGCACUCUUUGGAUAACACACUGCCUUGCUCAGGAGGAGGGAAUCACCCUGUGUGGCUGGGGGUGCCAGGGACACGUUCCUGGUGAUCCCCAGACCUUCAGCCAAGCCCAGGAGCUCCAGCUCCAUCCCUGUGCAGGGGCUGCAGGGCAGGGCUGUGUCCUGGCUGUCCCUGGGACCAGCUCUGCAUCCCUGCCUGGGCUGGCAGGGCUCACCCUGGGUGUGCACUUAUUUAUUUCUGCUCACUCCACAGCUUUUCCAAUGCACUUACUGCUUCCAUUAUUUGGAUUGUUACUUCUGAGAACAGAAUGAAACGGGACAGUGAGAGGUUAUUCUGUAUCAAUACUGUCUUAUUCUAUUCCAAUUCCUUCCAGAAAAAUGAAAUGACAUGAUUUUCACUGUGUAGUGCCAUGAUUAUAAACAACACAAAUAUAUUUAUAAUUUCAA